Messenger RNA from Pocillopora damicornis (cauliflower coral), 667 nucleotides. RefSeq lists its product as uncharacterized. Gene Ontology annotation, biological process: G protein-coupled receptor signaling pathway; cell surface receptor signaling pathway. Gene Ontology annotation, cellular component: membrane. NCBI's taxonomy places the organism in Eukaryota, Metazoa, Cnidaria, Anthozoa, Scleractinia, Pocilloporidae. Gene Ontology annotation, molecular function: G protein-coupled receptor activity. The record is from RefSeq and is a predicted model, not a curated record.
GUUGUUUCGUCAGCAGUCUGUGUCGCGAUGGGAGCCUUGUUGCAUUACUUGAUCCUGACUGUUUUCUUGUGGAUGAGCACAAUCGCCUAUAGUACGCAACGAACUUUUUCCAACCCAAAUGUGAGCCUUUCAAACCCUGGAGCCAUUGCCAGACACAGGAAAACCCACAUUCGAUACUGCAUAAUCUGUUGGGGAGUUCCUUUGGCUAUCGUGGGAAUUUGUGUAGCUCUACAGUUGACCAACACUGGAAAUAUCCGUUAUGCUACUGAAGAAGGAUGUCAGCUUUCACUUCCUGCCCGCACCUACGCUGUUGCAUUUCCUGUCUCAGGAAUGAUUUUUCUCAACAUCGUGUCUUUGAUCCGUACAGUUGUCUUCAUCAAGCAACUAGGGCAGGGCAACGUAGCGGCCUCUCGCCAAAGAAACCUUCCCCUGAUCGUGCUGAAAUUGACAGCUGUUAUGGGCAUCUCCUGGAUUCUAGGAUUUGUUAUGGCAUUCCAUCCAACACCUUACAUCGAAUAUCCAUUCGUCAUAGUCAACAGCUUUCAAGGUGUAUUCAUUUGCUUUUCGUUUAUGGUGAACAAACGUACCUUCACGAUGUACAGACAGCGAUUCACAAGGGAAACAUCUCCGUCUAUACCAGCGGAAGAUCCGGAAGAGCAUGCGUAAG